AUGGAUGAUGAUAUGCAACAGUUUUCUUUACGCUGGCAUAACCAUCAGAACAGUAUAAUCGGAGCCCUAAGCCGCAUGCUGACCACUGGAGCCCUGGCUGACGUCACUCUGAGCGCUAACGGGACCACGCUGAAGGCCCAUAAAAUAGUACUUGCCUCAUGCAGUCAGUACUUUGCACAACUUUUUAAGGACCUAGAGACAGAAAACAACACAUUAGUGGUAGUUCUUGGCUGUGAUGCUGCGGAGUUGCGUCUCCUCCUCACCUUCAUGUACACGGGCGAGGUGACUGCUUCUAAGAAGAUCCUACCUUCAUUGCUAAGAUUAGCUCAAACCUUGAAGGUGUCUGGCCUAACUGAUGCCGAUACGAAUACCGCCGUCACACCGACAGACUCUGAACCAUUGGAACACGAAACCUCGCCCAUUAAUUUGGAACAUAAAAACGACGCCAUCUUGGACACGUCCGACAGCAAUUCGAAACACGACGACGAGCCGAAAGAACACGACUUCGUGCGUGAGAGAGACAGACUGAGCAAGUUGGACCAGAUUGUACAGAAUUUGUAUAGCACGCACAAGAUUGGGAGUCCUAGUGUCACACCGAUUACUGCGCCUGUGGCUAGCAUAGAACAAACAGACUACGACAGAAAAUGGCGGAUCAACAGCUCAGUGUGUACAAUUUGCAACAAGCGGCUCAGUAACCAAUAUAACCUGCGCGUGCACAUGGAAACGCACGCCGGACGGCGGCACGCGUGUCGGUCGUGUAGCCACGUGUCACGCUCGAGGGACGCGCUGAGGAAACACGUCGCCUACAGGCACGCGACCCAACAUGACAGGACGGAUGCGUGACGAGAAAUAUGCGUGUGUCGGUACAUUUUUUGAACCCAAUUGCAGAUGUAUAAUCUAGAAUGUUGUUAAAUACCACGUCGACACGUCGUGCCGUGUGGUUCCCGGCACCAAUAAAAAAAAGAAAAGGACCACUCCAUCUUGUUCCCAUGGAUGUCGUAAAAGGCGACUAAGGGAUAGGCUUAUAAAUUUGGGAUUCUUCUUUUAGGCGAUGGGCUAGCAACCCGUCACUAUUUGAAUCUCAAUUCUAUCAUUAAGCCAAACAGCUGAACGUGGCCUAUCAGUAUUUUCAAGACUGUUGGCUCUGUCUACCCCGUAAGGGAUAAAGACGUGAUCAUAUAUAUGUAUGUAUGUCAACACUUUAAAACUUAAUGAAUGUUAAAAUAUUCCUUAGUUUUUAGACACCCAAACUACUAAAAACCGCAUAAAAGGUUCCGUACAGAUAAUGAAGACUUGCUCACAAUUAUGCAAAAAAGUGAACUUCUUCACUUAGUGAGACACGCGUGUCGGACGUGUAGUAACGUGUCGCGAUGGAAAGACGCGCUGGGAAAAACACGUUGCUUACAGACACGUAACGCAACAUAAGAGAACGGAUGCAUGACCAGAAAGAUGUAUUUAAACACAUUUUUCACUAGCAAAAUUAUGAAAUAUUAAAGAAUAAAUAAAAUACUGAAAAACCACAUUGGCAUUGAAAAAAUGUGGACCAACACACAUUGCAUUGAUCAGCUUAAGACACCAAAAUAUUAUAUAGACUACACACUCUCAUACCUUAAUUACAAAAAAAAAAUAUAAUCAAACUCACUAUCGUUCUUAUAAACCCUUUAGACUAUCUACCUUUUGGUCAUCGUGUCGCGUACAAUUGUAUAAACACAAAAGACAAAAUUAUACCUUCCUUAUUAACAUUACCCACCGAAAGUAGUUGCUCUUGAGAAUUUUAUCGUAAUCUUAACAAAAGACACGUCAUACAAAAAUAACUUGUCUUCCAUAGACGUUACACAAAGGCCAUAAUUAUGGUUAUCGAUGAAAUCAAAGAGUUAUUAGACCAAUUUAAAGUAUCAAAGACAAUGCCUAUUAUAACAAGAAAUAAUCGUUUUUAAAACGAAAGAAAAAUAAACUAUUUUAAGUAACGAUAAAAAAUUAAUACUUCUCAAAGACAUAUUUGUAAUUUUUCGCCACGACUAUAUUUUAUUUAGUUAUGUUUAUUUAACUAUAAGUUAUUUAUUUCAUAUAAUUACCCUUUUUUGUAAAGACAAUACUGUAGGACUGUUGUAGGAAUCUUUAUUUAUUCAACUCAAUGUUUUUUUAUGUUGAUCAGUAUGUUAUUUAUAUCAAUAUUGUUUGUUUACAAUUUAUUCUGUGAUAUUUACCUUAGGGCGAGUCCAGACUAUGUAAGUUAUAAUAAGUGAAUACCUGUUUAUAGGUACACUUAAUGAAAAAGGUGACUGAAAAU
Molecule: messenger RNA, 2290 nt
Organism: Amyelois transitella
Lineage: Eukaryota; Metazoa; Arthropoda; Insecta; Lepidoptera; Pyralidae
Product: broad-complex core protein isoforms 1/2/3/4/5
Exons: 5
Coding region: 1-843 (280 amino acids)
Biological process (GO): regulation of transcription by RNA polymerase II
Cellular component (GO): nucleus
Molecular function (GO): protein binding
Source: RefSeq, a predicted model, not a curated record